Molecule: messenger RNA, 900 nt
Organism: Trifolium pratense (red clover)
Lineage: Eukaryota; Viridiplantae; Streptophyta; Magnoliopsida; Fabales; Fabaceae
Exons: 2
Coding region: 1-900 (299 amino acids)
Source: RefSeq, a predicted model, not a curated record
AUGAUGAAGAAAGCUGUUGAUGUAGGCAGGUUCAGGGGCUUUAAGGUAAAUGUCAAUCUUCACUUCCAAUUGUUACAAUUCGCGGAUGAUACCAUUAUAAUGGGAGAAGGCAGUUUAGAGAAUUUUUGGACUAUUAAGUCUAUGCUUAGAGGUUUUGAACUGGUGUCCGGUUUAAAAAUUAAUUUUGUGAAGAGUAAACUCUACGGUUUCAAUGUGGAUGCAAGACUUCUUGAAGCUGAAGCCUCUUUUUUAGCUUGUAAUACGACGACAAUUCCAUUUAAAUUUUUGGGAAUAUCGGUAGGAGCUAAUCCGCGAAGGAGAGAGACUUGGAAACUUGUUGUGGAGGCUAUGACUAAAUGUUUGAAUUCUUGGGCUCCUUGUUGUGUGCUAAAAAGUAUCGAGAAAAUUCAGCGGAACUUUUUGUGGGGUGGUGGUGCAGAUGAGAGAAAGGUAUGCUGGGUCAAAUGGGAUCAAAUUUGUUUACCUAAGGAGAAAGGUGGUUUAGGAGUAAAAAAUCUAGAACUCUUUAAUUUGGCUUUGCUUAGCAAGUGGAAGUGGCGUUUUUUGAAUCACGAUAAUGCAAUUUGGGCUGACUUGCUUCGUUACCGUUAUGGUCACCUACCUUCUCUAUUGCUGAGUGGUCUUGAUAUUACGCCUAGUGCACACUCCUCUUUGUGGUGGCGUGAUAUUAUUAGUCCCGGACGCGGGAAGAGUGAUAGUUGGUUUAAAUCCAAUAUUAGUUGUUGUGUUGGUAACAGUAAUAACAUUGGGUUUUGGCAAUUUAAAUGGUACGGAAACCAGGCUUUUUGUGAUCUUUUUCCUUAUUUGUAUACUAAAGAAGCGAUCAAGAAUGUUAAGGUUUCUGAAUGUCUGCGAGGAAAUGGUUUAGUUCCAUUAUAG